GGAUUAUUGACAGCUGGGAUAUCCCAGGAUGCCCAGCCCACCUCAGAAUCUGAAUGUUCCGGUGCAAGACGUUUGGGCAGCACAUGAACAGGGUGGCUCCCUGUUGCUUCAGUUGUUGGGCCUGUUCCUCCUCCCAGGCAGCAUUGUGAAGUUCUCACCACAUACGACUGGUCAUCAUCAGCAUUGCAGAGAAUUACAAUUUCAGUGUACUUCCUGAAUUGACUGGAAUUGAAAAUGGAAUCUACCCCAACCCUGGCAGACAGUUAGACAAUAUCAACAGGAGUAUCUGCGUACAUAAUUGAUGUAGCCUUGUGGAGGACUUAACACCAACAGCCAAGAUGAGAGAGUGGGCUUACAGGAAUCAAAUGAAAAUGUCAGUCUUCUUAUCCAAUUCACGCUCCAUGGAGUCAAGCAACGUACAUCCUUGAGAAAUAACAGCAGUUUAUGGAAAAUACCGGAUUUUGCCUCUGAAGAUUUGACUUGCCUUUUUUGGGAAAGCCUCUCUCCACCAGUCUUGAGCUAUAGAGGAGACAUGGCCAGCAACUCGUUCCGUGAGUCGAAGCGUGGUAGACAUGCACAGGCCAACCAUGAUGUUGGAGAUUUCAACUGCUCGCUCAAGGAGCUGCGCUCCCUCAUGGAACUCAGGGGACCUGAGGGAAUAACUAGAAUCCAAGAAUGUUAUGGAGAUGUCCAAGGACUCUGUACCAGACUGAAAACAUCACCUAUUGAUGGGUUAGGAGGGCAUGCUGACGACAUCGCCAGGAGGAAAGAGGAGUUUGGACAGAACGUAAUACCUCCAAAAAAGCCAAAAACAUUUCUUCAGUUAGUGUGGGAAGCGUUGCAAGAUGUGACACUAAUUAUCCUAGAAGUGGCAGCCAUCAUUUCAUUAGGCCUUUCUUUUUAUAGACCUCCAGAUGCCGAAAGAGAAAAUUGUGGGAAGGCAGCGGGAGGAGUGGAGGAUGAGGGGGAGGCAGACACGGGCUGGAUUGAGGGUGCAGCCAUCCUCCUGUCUGUCGUCUGUGUUGUCCUGGUGACAGCGUUCAAUGACUGGAGUAAAGAGAAGCAGUUCCGCGGGCUGCAGAGCCGUAUUGAACAGGAGCAGAAGUUCACGGUGGUCCGCGGAGGCCAAGUCAUCCAGAUCCACGUGGCUGAGAUCGUAGUCGGCGAUGUUGCACAAGUGAAAUACGGUGACCUUCUUCCUGCUGAUGGUGUGCUAAUCCAGGGAAAUGAUUUGAAAAUCGAUGAAAGCUCUCUAACCGGUGAAUCUGACCAUGUCAAGAAGACAUUGGACAACGAUCCCAUGCUGCUGUCAGGUACCCACGUCAUGGAGGGUUCUGGGAAGAUAUUGAUCACAGCAGUAGGUGUCAACUCCCAGACCGGCAUCAUUUACACACUACUUGGAGCCGAGGAAGACGAAGAUGACGAUGAGGACGAAAAGGCGGAGAAGGAAAGGAAAAAGAGGGAGAAAGAGGAGAAGAAGAAAGAGAAUGAGAGGAAAAAGAAAGAGAAGAAAGAAAAGAAGGACAAGAAAGACAAACUGGACAAGAAAAAUAAGAAAGAUGAGAAAAACAAGAAAGGUAAGUCUAAGGGUGGUGCAGGCGUGGAGAUGCAGCCCCUAAACAGUGACGAUGGAGGAGAGGAGAAGAAGAAAGCCAACCUACCAAAGAAGGAAAAGUCUGUGCUCCAGGGGAAGUUGACCAAAUUAGCGGUGCAGAUCGGCAAAGCAGGCCUGUUCAUGUCGGGAUUGACAGUAAUCAUCCUGAUAACUCUGUUUAUGGUGGACACCUUCUGGAUCCAGGGCCUACCAUGGGUCGCGGACUGCACACCCAUCUACAUACAGUUCUGUGUCAAGUUCUUCAUCAUAGGUGUAACUGUGCUAGUGGUGGCCGUGCCCGAAGGUCUCCCCUUGGCCGUCACCAUCUCAUUGGCCUACUCUGUCAAAAAAAUGAUGAAAGACAACAACCUGGUGAGGCACCUGGAUGCCUGUGAAACCAUGGGCAAUGCCACAGCCAUCUGCUCUGACAAAACGGGGACAUUAACCAUGAACAGGAUGACCGUGGUCCAGGCUUAUCUGGGAGACAGGCACUACAGGGUGGUUCCUGAGCCUGACCUCAUCCCAGGCAAAGUCUUGGACCUGCUCAUUAUGGGCAUCGGAGUCAACUGUGCUUACACUUCCAAGAUCAUGUCUCCUGAGAAGGAGGGCGGGCUGCCGCGCCAAGUGGGCAACAAGACUGAAUGUGCCUUGCUGGGCUUUGCCUUGGAUCUGAGACGGGACUAUAUGACCAUCCGCAAUGAGGUGCCAGAGGAGAAGCUCUUCAAGGUCUACACCUUCAACUCAGUCAGGAAGUCCAUGAGCACGGUGCUAAAGAACGCAGAUGGGAGCUACCGCAUGUUCAGCAAAGGAGCAUCAGAGAUCCUCCUGAAGAAGUGUUGUAAGAUCAUGACAGCCAAUGGGGAGGCUAAGGUCUUUAAGUCCAGGGACAGAGAUGAUGUGGUGAAGAAGGUGAUCGAGCCCAUGGCCUCCGAGGGCCUCAGGACCAUCUGCCUGGCCUACAGGGACUUCCCCCCUGCCGACGGCGAGCCCGACUGGGAAAACGAAACUGACAUCCUCACCGGCCUCACCUGUUUGUGUGUGGUGGGCAUCGAGGACCCCGUACGGCCAGAGGUCCCUGAUGCCAUUAAGAGGUGUCAGCGUGCUGGCAUCACGGUGCGCAUGGUCACAGGGGACAACAUCAACACGGCUCGGGCCAUUGCUAGCAAGUGUGGUAUACUGCAGCCCGGAGAUGACUUCCUCUGUAUAGACGGCAAAGAGUUCAACCGACGAAUUAGAAAUGAACUGGGAGAGAUUGAGCAGGAGCGCAUUGAUAAGAUUUGGCCUAAACUCCGUGUGCUUGCAAGAUCCUCACCCACUGAUAAACAUACCUUAGUGAAAGGUAUAAUGGAUAGUACUGUACAAGAACCAAGACAAGUUGUUGCUGUAACAGGAGAUGGUACUAAUGACGGCCCUGCCUUGAAGAAAGCUGAUGUUGGAUUUGCCAUGGGCAUUGCAGGCACGGAUGUGGCCAAAGAGGCCUCAGACAUCAUCCUGACAGAUGACAACUUCAGCAGCAUCGUCAAGGCGGUGAUGUGGGGACGGAACGUCUACGAUAGCAUCUCAAAGUUUCUCCAGUUCCAGCUGACGGUUAAUGUGGUGGCUGUCAUUGUGGCCUUCACUGGAGCUUGCAUCACACAGGACUCUCCUCUCAAAGCUGUCCAGAUGCUGUGGGUGAACCUGAUCAUGGACACCUUUGCCUCGCUGGCCCUGGCCACUGAGCCCCCAACUGAGUCUCUCCUGCUGAGGAAGCCGUACGGCCGCAACAAGCCCCUCAUCUCUCGAACCAUGAUGAAGAACAUCCUGGGCCACGCUGUCUACCAGCUCACCAUCAUCUUCACUCUGCUGUUCGCCGGGGAGCAGAUGUUCGACAUUGACAGUGGGAGGUACGCGCCACUCCACGCCCCUCCCUCAGAACAUUACACAAUUGUCUUCAACACCUUCGUCAUGAUGCAACUCUUCAAUGAGAUCAACGCCCGCAAGAUCCAUGGCGAGCGCAACGUCUUUGACGGCAUCUUCAAAAACAUGAUCUUCUGCUCCAUUGUGUUCGGAACGUUCGUCAUCCAGAUUGUGAUAGUGCAGUUUGGAGGGAAACCUUUCAGCUGUGUGUGCCUCACCAUCGACCAAUGGCUCUGGUGUGUCUUCUUGGGCUUUGGAUGUCUACUGUGGGGCCAGGUGGUCACCACUGUCCCCACCAGCCGGCUAAAGUUCCUGAAGUCUGCAGGCCAUGGCACGCAGCAGGAGGAGAUCCCUGAGGAGGAGCUGGAGGAGAUGGAGGACCUGGACGAGAUCGACCACGCUGAGAUGGAGAUGAGGAGGGGACAGGUCCUCUGGUGCAGAGGUCUAGGCAGGAUCCAGACUCAGAUCCGCGUAGUGAAUGCCUUCCGAGACACUAUGUCCCCGUACGAGGGUCUGGAGACCCCGGAGUCCCGCAACUCCAUCCACAACUUCAUGACAACCCCAGAGUUCAGGAUAGAAGACUCAGAGCCACAGAUCCCACUCAUCGACGACACAGAGGGGGAGGACGAUGCUCCCACCAAGCGCAACGCUGCACAGACUCUGCCCCCACACUCCAAGCUGGCCACCCUCCCGUCCUCGCCCAACCAGAACAAUAAUGCUGUGGACAUGGUCAUCCCCCUCCACAAGGAGAGCCCAAAGAUUAGCGGGAAUCCUGAGAGUGCUGUGCUUCCGGCGUGCCCUGGGAGCCCGCUGAACAGCCUGGAGACCUCCCUCUGAGCUGGACCGUAGUACCAGUAAUGGCCCACUGACCUCAGCCCACUUAACAAUAGCAAGACGUGGGGAGAGGAGGCUUCUAGAAGUUUUGGUUUGGACUGGAAUUGAGGACAUCAGAUAUUUCAGAUUUUAUGGUCUUGUAUCGAUGGAGGGGUGCAUAUUUGGAAUGAAAGAAUUAUAGACUACGCUUAAAACAAGUAAUUGAAUGAACAGGGAGGCUGGGACGCAUUGCUGUACAUCAGCAAUACUUCUAAAGAAUUAAUGCAUUGGCUAUGUAUAUUUUUACGAUUUCAUUCAUGUUGUGAAAGCAGACCUGUUUACACAUUUGUGAAACUUUGAUUGUCUGUGAAAGACCUACGUAAUAACAUGUACAACGUGGGGCUGUGAAGUAAAAAAAAUAUAUACUGUAUUUUAGAAAUUGCUGUUUUUUAGGAGAAAACAGGUUUCUAUUGAAACUGAACUAUUUUGCCUGCACGUUCUAUUUGGUAUGUAUUUUGCUAGGUACAUAGAAAUAUCUAGCAAAAUAAGAAGAGGUGGUUUUAUGGUCUAUUAGGAGAGGUUAGAAUAACUGGAAAACAACCACAAAUAUCCAUGUACACAAUUCCACACUGUAAAUAUUCACUCUGUUCCCAAUCAUUCCAAAACUACAUUUCAUGUUUACUGGAAAGUGGAGCUUCCAUUUGUCACUAGUGCUAUAAAUCUAGACCACAGAUGAUAAGCACCGACUCCAUGGAAAGGCUCAUUAUGAAUCAAGGAUACUAUACAUACUAUACAUACUGUACAAUGUGUCUGUAGAGAUAAUUAUGUGAAGUGAGUGUAUUGUUGGUUUUAAGUCAUUUUUUUACCAUUUUAAAUCAGGAGUAGGUUGUUGCCUGAUCAAAAACCACGUAUUUCAAAGACGUUUAAUGUGCUGAAUGGUUUUGAUGACCUGGGUUGUAUUUCACAAAUAGGAUCAAAGGGUUUGCCCAGCUAACUGAUAUAACUUGAUUCUCUACAUCAUUAACAUGUACAGUUAGUUGAUAAAGUAAUACUUACCCAUUGAUGUCCCUUUCCAUUUGACCUCUCCCGUGAACUGACCUGGGAGAUUUGGGUUGUUAUUAUUUAAAGUUGACUACCAUAUUGAUUCUGCUUUUUGAAAUACCCUCCGGGUAUAGACUCUCGGCACAGAGUACUUUAUUGCAUAUAACCUCCUUCAGAGAGACUUAAUAUUUUGUAAAAUAUAGCCUAGCUUUGUAUCUUCUUCAAGAAAACUAAGUCGUUUUCAUCCCUCACAAAAGUCAGGGUAUCAUCAUUUUGGAGGCAGAAUUGAAAAGGAUUCAAAACAGAGGUUUUUUUUUUUUGGGGGGGGGGGAUUCUGGAAUCCAGGGGCCAUAUCCAUAAGCCAUCUCAGAGUAGGAGUGCUGAUCUAGGAUCUGUCCUUUUAAUCUGGUUCAUUAUGAUCUAAAAGAUUGAACUGAUCCUAGAUCAGCACUUCUACUCUAUGAUACUUUGUGGAUACGGACAUAUUUAUUUGGGAUUUCUUCCCUGUAUUGCAAUUUCAAACUUCCUAUUAAGAAGAAAGAAGGUAUAAAUCCCAAUCCAAUGGAAGUACUGUAGAUGGUAAAAAAUGAAGAAAGAUUCCACAAGCAACUUUUGUUUGUUUCUCUGUAGUUUCAUUCAACAUUGGGAAUGACUGUUUAUCCACCUCUAUAAGGAUUUUUUUUAUCUCAAUAUUUGGUAAUAAAGUACUUUGUGUCUGUUUAUUUUAAGCAAUGGCUGUUGUGGUCGAUAUUCAUUUUCGAAACUUGUUGAGUAAUGUGUAUGGUUUUGAAAAUAAAAUGAAUAUUUAGCUUA
This is a messenger RNA of Oncorhynchus kisutch (coho salmon), 6157 nucleotides long. RefSeq names its product ATPase plasma membrane Ca2+ transporting 1b (gene atp2b1b). Bases 533 to 4327 code for a protein of 1264 amino acids. The record is from RefSeq and is a predicted model, not a curated record. The transcript is spliced from 23 exons. Lineage: Eukaryota; Metazoa; Chordata; Actinopteri; Salmoniformes; Salmonidae. Gene Ontology annotation, cellular component: intracellular membrane-bounded organelle; plasma membrane. Gene Ontology annotation, biological process: calcium ion transmembrane transport; regulation of cytosolic calcium ion concentration. Gene Ontology annotation, molecular function: P-type calcium transporter activity; ATP binding; ATP hydrolysis activity.